Molecule: messenger RNA, 809 nt
Organism: Heterotrigona itama
Lineage: Eukaryota; Metazoa; Arthropoda; Insecta; Hymenoptera; Apidae
Source: the annotation of a GenBank genome assembly
AUGUCAAAUGAUGUGAACAGCCAAGCUGAUAAGGUAUGUUUGGUUUAACAUAUUAUGCAUGCUAAUUUUUUUCAUGACAGUUGGGAUAUGUGAAGUGUAUUUGAAAGAAAUAUAUGUGCUGUUACAAUUGGGCUGCUAUCAUAACUGCAAUGUCAUUAAUUCUUCUAAUUGGAAAACAGAAAAAUUAUGGUAAACAAUUUGUUGAUUAAUGCUAAUUUUUCUUUGGAUCAAGCCCAAUGAGGAAGAAAAUAUCGAUAAAGCAGAAGAAGAAGAAGGCACUUCAUCUAUUGAUCUGCAUGCGGUACCUAUUUCUGCAAAUUAAAAUUUUGCUGCUUAAUCUUUUUCUGUUUGUUAUAUUCCUUGUCUUUUGUUACUAACAGUAGGGUAGUUGUAUGGUAGUUAAAAAUAUUAACUACAACAUAUAAUGAUACAAAUACGUAGCAUAAUAUACAAAUAAUGGGAUAAACUUUUAGCAAGAAAGUGGAAUUGUAUAUGGCGGUUGUGAAGGACCAAAUGCAAUGUACGUAAAACUUGUCAGCAGUGAUGGACAUGAAUUUAUUGUUAAACGUGAACAUGCAUUAACCAGUGGAACAAUAAAAGCUAUGCUAAGUGGACCUGGACAGUUUGCAGAAAAUGAAGCCAACGAAGUUAAUUUUCGAGAAAUCCCAUCUCAUGUAUUGCAAAAAGUUUGCAUGUAUUUUACAUACAAAGUACGUUAUACAAAUAGCAGCACAGAAAUACCGGAAUUCCCUAUUGCACCUGAAAUUGCAUUAGAAUUAUUGAUGGCUGGAAAUUUCCUGGAUUGUUAA